Molecule: messenger RNA, 582 nt
Organism: Paraphaeosphaeria sporulosa
Lineage: Eukaryota; Fungi; Ascomycota; Dothideomycetes; Pleosporales; Didymosphaeriaceae
Exons: 1
Coding region: 1-582 (193 amino acids)
Source: RefSeq, a predicted model, not a curated record
AUGCUCAAACCGGGUGAUAAGUCAUCGCCCGAGUUUGCGAGACAGGAAGACAUCGUCUACCAUCUGGUCCUUAUAGUAUAUGCAAAGCAGCCCAAGCGUGGACGGUACAUCGCGCCGUUCAUCGAGCCCGCCGGCCUGGAGCAAAACAUUCAGGAGACGGUCCAAGAUUUCAAAACAGUGGUCCCGAGCGGUGCCUUCCUCUCCGGGUUGCUAAACACCCCAGUCACCGGCCUAGCUGAUGCCGCCGAAGUCCAUACUCCGCUUCAUGAGCUCGAGGGUUCCAUCAGCUCCCUCAUUCAGCAUGAAACGCAGAAUUACAUCAAAUACUGCUAUCAGACCGAAUUUUGGAGCUUCGAGAAACUGCUGUAUACGGUGGUAGUGGACACUCCAAACACCCGGAUCGGUAAACAUAAGAAGGCUUACCAGUACGUGUCCAAAGUAGAGGUUCAAGCUAAUUUUGCGUGCCUUGAGGCCGCCGUCGCCUGCAUAAGUACGAUGGUCGACCGAUGGGAGAAAGACAUGGGGAAUCACCAGGGCAAGAUCAUUACACAUGGUCGAGCACGUCGAAUUGGGAGAGCUUGA